This is a messenger RNA of Pseudogymnoascus verrucosus, 1387 nucleotides long. RefSeq lists its product as uncharacterized. Bases 191 to 1183 code for a protein of 330 amino acids. The transcript has 4 exons. Lineage: Eukaryota; Fungi; Ascomycota; Leotiomycetes; Thelebolales; Thelebolaceae. Gene Ontology annotation, molecular function: ferric iron binding; ferrous iron binding; acid phosphatase activity. The record is from RefSeq and is a predicted model, not a curated record.
ACGCACGUGGCAUCUGCCAUCUAUCUUGACGGGAUCUGUAUGACAAGAAUCCACAGCAGCAUGCCUCAUCUCCGCCGAAGGCUAUCAGGCCAAGCCUGUACCUAAAGAAGAUGUGCUCACUGUAGGUGUCAUUGGUGAUUUUGGCUGGACUGGAUGGGAGCCUGCCCCCGUGAACUUCUGUAAUAAUGUGAUGCCGCGCCUGAUCGCGAACAACAUCACCAUUCCUCGCGAGAUCCAGAAUGACUGUGAUGCUGGAGACCGCGGUAACAUCAAAAAUGCCACUGCGGACCAGAUGGCCACUGCGUCUUACAUUGAGAAGGUUUGCGCCAAGAAGGACUGUGACGCAUUUGUGUCCGUCGGCGACAACUUCUACUCCAGCGCCAUUGAUUUUUCCACCAACGGCAUCAUUCGCUUUGAGGAGGCAUGGUCUAACAUGUACACCGGUAAAAUCUUCAACAACACCCCGUGGUACCAGUGCUUGGGCAACCACGACGUUGUCAAGGGCACAAGCGGUGUGGAAUUCCAGACCAAGAUCGCUCCUCUGUAUGAUAGCAGGUGGUAUUUUGGUACUGAGAACCUUCCCUACUACACCUACGAUUUGUCUGGCAAGGACUGGAAAGCCACAUUCGCGGUUGUGGACUCCGACUGCUUCAUUGAGAACUACCAGAAGAGCAAUUCAGUCUACCAGAAUGACUAUACCAAGGCCUGCUACGAAACUAAGCAGGAACAGGUUGACUUUGUCGAGGAGGCGUUCUCUAAGUCUGACGCCCAAUGGAAGUUCCUGCAAAUUCACCAUGGUUAUGUUUCGUCUAGCUCAAACUACACCGAGCUUGCUCCCUUCGUUGAGAUCGUGAGCAAGUACAAUGGCAUCGUUGUUAACGGCCACGACCACUGCCUCGCCCACUACUAUGCCAACAACACGAACUUCAUUCUGACUGGCGGUGCUGGCUAUCCUGAAGCAGGAGACUGCAACAAUGGUGUCAAGCUAGGACCUUUCGUCAAGUAUCUUGGAGCCAACGAGCAGGCAGCUGCUAACGGAUUUGUCACCAUGGACAUCAGCAAGAAGUCCGUCAACGUUGAGUACUACACUCGCGACAUGACCUAUGAAGGUGGUAACUUGUUUCCUGUCAAGAACGACUUGGAACCCGCCUACUCCUUCACCAUCGAGGCCAAAAAGAACUAAGCUGAUCUAGCUGCAUGUUCCGGCCCAACCGUGAACUUAGCUGGCUCAUGAACUAGCCGGCCCGACCACAAACCAAUCUAUAUGGCAUUGACUACCAUGUCUGCCCGUGCUUGUUUCCGAUGAGGGCCUCUCAACUAAAGCUAUCUCUAUAUAAGUAGCUAGACCUGAUAAAUAGCUACAGUUAUAGCCAUCGUUAUAACAGUG